AUGGCUUCUCAUGGUGGUAACCUUUUCCCCUCUGGGGUUAAUGUUCAAGUUCAACCGAUUUAUGCUGGACUAGCAAUUGCCGUCCUAGGCGGCAUUGCAUUGUCCCGCCUUUCGUCUCGAUCCAAGACCGAUGACGGCGCGGCCCCGGGCCUUGUACAAUCAUUUUUUCUCUUCUUUUACUCCUCUUUUCUUAAACCUCACCAGGGCGAUUCAAAGGCCAACCAGCAGGAUGCUCUGGAGAGCUUCUAUAAGAAGCAGGCUGGUGCUUAUGACUCCACUCGCAAGGUCCUCCUCCGAGGACGCGAGGACAUGCUGGGCUUAGUUGUUGCCCAGCUCAAGUCAAAGGCGGAACAAGCUACCGCUGCAGGCAAGAAUCAGAACAAACGGAUUUGGGUUGACAUUGGUGGCGGCACCGGGUGGAACAUUGAGGCCAUGGGCCGCUUUGUCAAUGUUCCCGACUUCUUCACCAGUGUCUACCUUGUCGACUUUUCUCCCUCCUUGUGCGAAGUCGCUCGAAAGAGAUUUGACAGACUUGGAUGGAAGAAUGUCACCGUCGUCUGCGAGGACGCGCGCAAAUUCCGCCUUGAGAACUAUGAAACGGGCAUGAGCCCAGCUCAGAAUCCUCUCCGUUCUCCGGUUCUUAGUUACUUCAAGCAGCAGCGUCCCGAACACGGUGGCGCUGAUCUCGUUACCAUGUCUUACAGUUUGUCCAUGAUUCCUGAUUACUACUCCGUCAUCGACUCCAUCACCUGCUUGCUCUCUCCUCAUGGAAUUUUUGGUGUUGUCGAUUUCUACGUCCAGAACAGAGUCGACUUUUCUUUCCGUAACUAUACCGGCGGUGUAGUUGGCCGCCAUGUCAAUGCUCUCUCUCGAAUGUUCUGGCGUGCAUGGUUUGACUUUGAUCGUGUCGGUCUAGAACCAAGCCGUCGUGACUACCUCGAGUAUAAGUUCGGCACAGUCCUCAACAUCAAUGAACGCAAUAAGACUCUGGGCUACAUUCCAUUCUACGUCUGGGUUGGCUGUCAGAAGAAGCCGUUCUCACCUUCGAGUUUGCCUCAUGAAAUCAUUGAGCGAAUCGAUGCGCUGGCCACGGAAUCGCCUUACCUGUACCCUGUCAACCAGGGUGACGCUCUGACUCGAGCGAUUGAGAGAUCUGCUCCAGAGAUCCGCUCCAAGGCAUUCAUUACUGCGGUGCAGAAUUUGUCUGCUAACCUGCCGCUUCCGUCAUUCUUUUAUCAAAACCACCACUGGCGUAUCUACUACGACGACCAGCUGCAGAAGCACACUCAGUUCAACGACGAGUAUAUCUACGCCUUCACAUGGGAAGAUGCUCGUGUCGAUGAACGCAUUCUGAAGCUCGGCCCAGAAGACAAGGUUUUGGCAAUCAGCUCUGCUGGCGACAACAUCCUGUCGUAUCUUGCCCAGAGCCCAGCUCGUGUCCACGCGGUUGACCUCAACCCGACCCAGAAUCAUCUCUUGGAACUCAAAGCCGCUUCUUACACUGCCCUCUGCUAUGACGACUUCUGGAUGAUUUUCGGCGAGGGCAAGCAUCCCGAGUUCCGCGAGAUUCUUAUCAACAAACUGUCUCCUCACUUGUCUGCCCGUGCAUUCCAAUUCUGGCUCAACAACACCCAUGUCUUCCAGAACAAGAGCGGUUACGGCCUGUAUGAUACCGGCGGUUCCCGCCAUGCCAUCCGGGCCAUGCGCUGGGUCUCCCGUCUCUUUGGUCUUCGGGGUACUGUGAAGAAGCUCCUUCAGGCAAAGACUCUGAAUGAACAGCGAGAAAUCUGGCGCCAGAAAAUUCGCCCGGCCUUGCUAUCCAAGCUCGUGUGCAACCUCGUUGUUGCCCAAGAAAGCUUCCUCUGGACCGCCCUUGGUGUACCCAAGAAUCAACUUGCCAUGAUUGAGAAGGAUCAUGCCGAAUCUGACCUUGUCAAAGGUGAAAAGCCUGUCGCGAAGAACACUCGAUCCCACGCUAUCUGGCAUUACAUGGUGAACACUCUAGACCCUGUCGCAGAGGAGACACACCUCGCCAAGGACAACCCAUACUACUACGUCUGUCUCGCUGGCCAGUUCUCUCGCGACUGUCACCCUCAUUACCUCUCUCGUGAAGUUCACGCCAAGCUCUCCAAGCCUGGCGCGCUGGACAGUCUUCGCAUCCAUACCGAUGAGCUUGAGGAAGUCAUUGCGCGUAUUAGUCCUGGAACCCUAACUGUCGCCGUUGUCAUGGACAGCAUGGACUGGUUCGACCCUGGCUCCCCCGCUGCCGCUGCUCAAAUCACCAAGCUGAACCGCGCUCUCAAGAUGGGUGGCCGUGUUAUGCUGCGUACUUCUGCCUUGACACCUUGGUAUGUCAAGGUCUUUGAGGCCCAUGGCUUCACAGCUAAGCGCCAUGGUGGCAGAAUUGACGGCGCCUGUAUUGACCGUGUCAAUAUGUAUGCCAGCUGCUGGAUCUGCACCAAGGUUGAGAACCUGCCUCCCCCAACUCCCGAAAUGGACCGCAUUGGCGGCCAGGAGAUGCCUAGCUUGACUAUUUGA
This is a messenger RNA of Metarhizium brunneum ARSEF 3297, 2538 nucleotides long. RefSeq lists its product as uncharacterized. The record is from RefSeq and is a predicted model, not a curated record. Lineage: Eukaryota; Fungi; Ascomycota; Sordariomycetes; Hypocreales; Clavicipitaceae.